AAGUAAUGGAUAUUAUUUAAACGGUGGUUUUCCAUUGACAGUCAUUGAGGCACCUGGACUCAAAUCUCUGCAAAAUCAACACUUCUGCUUUCUACUCUCCCAUGGAGCAAGCAUGGCAGAAUUGCUCUCUUCAAAUGGAAAUGGACGAUGACAGGCAUGGGGAUCUGAUGUUAGAAGAGUGCCACACACAAGAGGAGAACUUCCUCAGGGAGAUACUUGGUGAACCGGGUUUUUCUUCUGAAACUGAAACUCACCACCACAACUUCACAACCCCCACAGAUGCUGAGACGCUAACGAUGGUAGGUUCAAACUCCAAAACCUCUUCUUCUCCCAGAACAUAUAUUCUGUCUUUCGAUAGCUCUACCAUUAUACCAGCCACCCCUCAACCACCGUCUGCUUCCACUCUCUCCGCCAAAAAGCGCCACCAAAAUCUCAACCCAGAACAACCAAAACCCAAGUCCACAACCCAAACCGGAAAGAGGACCAGAAACGGUUCCGUGGACCACAUCAUGGCCGAAAGAAGAAGGAGACAGGAACUCACCGAGAGGUUCAUAGCACUUUCAGCCACCAUCCCCGGUCUCAAGAAGACGGACAAGAGUUCGAUACUGGGGGAAGCGAUUAAUUACGUGAAAGAACUCAAAGAACGUGUGACGGAGCUUGAAGAGAGAAACAAGAGAGGGAAAGAAUCGGUGAUGAUCCUGAAGAAGAGCGAUGUGUGUGAGUCAAGUGAAGGAGAUUCGAAGGAUUGGUGUAGAAUGCUCCCUGAUAUUGAAGCAAGAGUGAUGGAGAAUGAGGUGCUGAUCGAGAUCCAUUGUGAGAAGGAAGAAGGAGUUGAGCUCAAAUUAUUGGACCACCUUGAAAAUCUUCAUCUCUGUGUCACUGCCACCAGCGUGUUGCCCUUUGGAAAUUCAACUCUUGGCAUUACCAUCAUCGCUCAGAUGGGUGACGCGUACAAGAUGACAGUGAGCGAUGUGGUGAAAAAUCUGAGGAAAGUGUUCAUGAAUCACAUGAACAUCAAUGGCGAUCCGUACUAGUGUAUCAAACAGUUUGUUUCGAAAUUACUACUCACUUGGUCUUUUUAUUUUCCGUGGUUUGAUCGUGUAUCGGCUUUGAAAUUUUAAAUUUCAAAGAUUCCAUUUCGUGUUCUUGUUUGUAACAUGAAAGCGAAAGCUUCGCUGGGAGUGUUUGCGAUGAACACGUUUUCACAAAUGCAAUAUCAAACUUCUCAAAAUAAACUCCAAUCAUUGGAACGACAUUGAUUCUGAUACUUAUAGACAUUGGUGGAUCAUGACGAAAAAAAGUAUG
Molecule: messenger RNA, 1305 nt
Organism: Vigna umbellata (rice bean)
Lineage: Eukaryota; Viridiplantae; Streptophyta; Magnoliopsida; Fabales; Fabaceae
Source: RefSeq, a predicted model, not a curated record